UUGAGAUAAGAACUUUCUCUAAAGUCACAUAGGCAAUUUCAUCAGCACGUAUGCAAUUCAGCUGGCAAAUAAUGAUAAUGAUUGUUUACAAUCACAUACUAUGAAUCGGAUAAAAAACAAUACUUGCAUAUCAAUCAACGUUAUUUGUUGAUGUGGUGUAUAAGCUACGUGAGUAAAUGGCUGUGAACAAGGUGGGGGCAGUAUAAGAUGUAUUGAACAAGACCCUACCAUUCUAAUUAGUCUGAGCAGUUUUUUCAUAGAGCUCCGAUCAGUCGGCGAAGAUUCGCGGACCUGCACCUAACGAACCGUUUCGUGUCAGAGUUUGCCGCGAACUUACGAGUUUUUCGGGUGUUGACUUGAAAAGGGUUUGUCGAGAUGAUUUCAUAAUAAUGGCGGUGACUCGCGAUUGGCGUUAGUCAUUCGAGUUUAUCUUCGCAACACAACCCCUUCGAGUUCUGUGAGAUCUCAAGUGAAACGAAACGAAGGGCGGUUCUUUUGGGGCGGUAACGGAAAAAUGUCGUCCACCGUGAAUGCUGCACUGGUCGGAGACGAUGUAGAGAAGCGGAAAAGAAUUGAAAACUUCGAUGACAUCCUCCCGUACAUCGGUGAUGCCGGACUUUAUCAGUGGCUUCUUUUCCUGAUACUCUUGCCAUUCGCAUUUGUAUACGCUUUUCUUUAUUUCACUCAAUUCUUUCUCACCCUCAUGCCGAACGAAUAUUGGUGCAGGGUGGUGGAGCUUGAUGACUGGAAUAUCACAGAUGCUCAAAAAUUUGCCCUUUCUAUACCACCAGCUGACACCGAAGAGUUGCUGGUCGAUAGUGAUAUACUUUAUUCAAAAUGCCAAAUGUACGACAUUGAUUACUCGGCUUUGAAAAAUUCCGGAGUAAUUAAUGCCGAUCCAACGUGGCCAAAAGUACCUUGUCGUCACGGAUGGACAUUCAAUUACAGUACCAUUCCUUACGUUUCAAUUGCCGCAGAGCUCGAAUGGGUCUGUGACAAAGCUUAUUAUUCAACGGUGGCCCAAUCCGUGUUUUUCGUUGGUAGCAUAAUCGGGGGUUUCAUAUUUGGCUACAUAGCUGACCACUAUGGGCGAUUACCUGCUUUGAUUGCUUGCAACGCUGUUGGUUUCUUCGGAUCAAUUGCGACAGCUUUUUGCAACAGCUUUUGGACAUUUUGUCUUUGUAGAUUGAUUGUGGGAACAGCAUUCGACAAUUGCUUCAACAUACUUUUCAUAAUAGUGAUCGAAUACGUGGGUCCUCGGCAUCGGACUUUCAUGGCCAACAUGUCUUUUGGUUUUUAUUUCACCGCUUCUUCGGCGCUUUUACCAUGGCUCGCAUACUGGAUCGCUGAUUGGAGAAUUUUGAGUGGAGUCACAGCUGCCCCGUUAGUCAUUGCGUUUGCGGCACCUUGGCUAGUUCCAGAAAGUGCCAGAUGGUACAUCUCGAAGGGAAACAUUCCCAAGGCAAUGGAGAUGUUGAGGAAAUGUGAAAAAUGUAAUGGUAAAACUGUGAGUAAAGAAAUCUAUGAGGAAUUCGAACAAAGCUGCAACGAGAUGGUAAAACUCGAGAGCUCAAAUAACGGCUACACUGUUUUGGAUCUAUUCAAGAAACCGCGAUUAUCUUACAUAACGGUCAUGUUGACUUUAUACUGGCUACUCAUCAUUCUCGUGUUCGACGGCCACGUGUGGAACAUGAAAUUGCUAGACCCGGAUGUCUUCACCUCCUUUUCUCUGGCUGCUCUGACCGAACUUCCAGCUGCUAUCGCCUUAACUGUCCUUCUCGACAAAUGGGGUCGUAGAUGGAUGGGUUUUCUCUCCAUGUUGAUUUGUGCAAUAUUUUCGUUCGUUACUUUAGCCAUGCCACCUGGUGGUGCCACGGUUGCCAUGGGAAUUGUCGCUCGUUUUGGCGUAAACAUAGCAGCAAAUAUUGGGUUCCAGUAUGCCGCAGAAAUGUUACCUACGGUGGUCAGAGCACAGGGCGUAUCCUUGAUCCACAUUAUUGGAUACUUCGCGCAUAUUAUUGGGCCCUACGUCGUUUACUUGGGCGAAAUAUCCCCCUCAUUGCCGCUGACUGUGCUCGGGCUGCUAUCCUUUGUUGUCGCGGUGCAAGCUUUGUUCAUGCCAGAAACCUUGGGACAAGAUUUACCUCAGACACUAGAAGAAGGCAACGACUUUGGUAGAGAACAAAGCUUCUGGUGGCUACCAUGUAUAUCCAGUACAAACGAAAAAAAGAAAAAGUUUCGAAAGUCAAGAACACCGACUAGCUUGCAGAGGGUCAGCUCCGUGAGGUGACGAGGCAUGACGUGUUCGUUAUUCGGAUGAGAAGUACCAAAUUUUGAAUCUAAUCUAAGGAUCACUACCAAAUAUUAUCUCCGUCGCAUACCUUCUUGCUCCGCGUAUGGCUACUUGAUCAAGAGUUUAGGGUUUCUCAAUCACACAAAAUCCAACCGAUGGGCGAAUAAGUUGACUUCGGUUAUGCCUAUUUUUUUCGUAGUUACAGUUAGGUAGUAGUACCGAUCGAGUUAUUUCCGAAGAAUAGCUGAACUCUUUCAAGAAUUCUUCAACGGUGUAAUGUGAAUGGAUUCAAUAUUAUAAUAUACGUAUGUAUACCGUACCACAAAAUGGUCACCCAAUGGCUUUGACCGUAUAACCCCAUUGCUGUACAGAAGAUCUCUUCCGGGAUCAAAAUUUUACGGGAAUUAUUAUUAUCUCGAGUUGCAGACGUUGGUUGGAAGUUAUGUCAACACAGUGAUGAUCUUGACCCCUUCUACGAAAUCGCAUCGAAAUGAUCGACCCCAUUUUCACUCCUUCGCCACCAUCGGCAUAAUUGACAUUAUUUAAAUAUACAUAAAAAUAUUUGCGACCAAUAUGAUCAUGCUGUCGUUAUACAUUCUGAGAUGACGACUCAGCUAUAUGUAUCAAUAAACAGUUAACUCGUUCGCACAUGAUUGUAUGCUUAUUAACGUGAUAACGAUAGUUUUACGCGUACAUAAUACAGUCGAGCAACUAUUGGGCAUCGAUGAUAACAACCAGGGAAUGAGGAAUUGAGUGAAUGGUUAUACUUACUGCAAUAUAAAGUUGAGAUUUGGAUUGGAAUGAAAUGCGGUAUAUUGGGGUAUAUUCCGCGGAUUUUACUUCAUAUUUUCACCUUUUGUCGAAUAGAUUGGAGUUCACUUACAUGAAACCUGAGCAGCUUCAAACACGUAUCAAUACCUCGUUAGUUAUUAGCGUUAGUAAUUCGCCACACUCGCGAAACGGCGUGCGUAAAUGAAGUAACCAAUCCUGAGUAAUAUUUCGAAUGGAACGUCUUUGAGUGGGGUUAAUUGUUGGUGACCCGCACUCGGUUGUCGCAAUUCGCUCGAUCGAUGAAGGCGAAUAAUUCAAAUGUCAGACGUGAGGCGACGCAAGUAUUAUACAUACGUGUAUAAUGACGAGAAAACCAUCUGCCCAGCAAUGCCGACCGCGCAUGAUGUACUCGCGUGCGCACGUACAUUACACAUAGCAAUAACAUCUGUAAACUGUUGCAAUUUAUAAUCCCAAGUACAACUUUUUCGUCGA
Athalia rosae (coleseed sawfly) is the source of this 3556-nucleotide messenger RNA. Its product is annotated as carcinine transporter-like. Gene Ontology annotation, cellular component: membrane. Gene Ontology annotation, biological process: transmembrane transport. Lineage: Eukaryota; Metazoa; Arthropoda; Insecta; Hymenoptera; Athaliidae. The record is from RefSeq and is a predicted model, not a curated record. Gene Ontology annotation, molecular function: transmembrane transporter activity. The transcript has 9 exons. The coding region runs from base 515 to 2290 and encodes 591 amino acids.